CAUCCCAGCCUCGCGUCGUAGUACAAUUUCUGUUACCACGACUGUCAGACUGGAGUGCUGGACCCGAUCCAACAGGAUUUUUUCCCAUUUUUAUUUGAAACCCAUAAAUUAUUUUUGUCAAUAUAUAUCUGUUUCGGUUACAUCUCCCCACAGCAACCCCACACUAUCCAGAAAAACCUCACCCUCUAAAACCCCACAGACCCCUAAAAUCACCACUAGAAAACGCCCUAAAAAAUCCAUAGAAGAAAUACUAGAGGAAUAUUAUCCAUGGCUUCAAUGUCCAUAGAUAUUGCAACUACCUUUCUGGGCCUAGCCAAGAGGCAACCAGCUCCUCUCAAUAGAUUUGGCGCUACAGUCUUUACUCAGUUGUGGAAAAACGAGGUUUUUGUGAACCAGAGUUACUCAAUCUGCUCUUCAGUUCGUUCAAGAAUUGUGUCUAUUAAUUGUACAUCAAAAGCGAAAAGGUUCUCCCGCAGAUUUAUUGCCUCCGCUGCUACUACUUCGACACCUCAGAGUGAGGAUUCUGAUAUUUUGACUAAGAUUCCUCCUGAUGAUAGAAUUCCUGCUACUAUUAUCACUGGGUUUUUGGGCUCUGGAAAGACUACAUUGUUGAACCAUAUACUGACUGCUGAUCAUGGAAAACGAAUUGCGGUUAUUGAGAAUGAGUAUGGUGAAGUAGAUAUUGAUGGUUCAUUAGUUGCUGCAAAAGCGGACGGAAUUGAAGACAUUGUCAUGCUCAACAAUGGGUGCCUGUGCUGCACAGUAAGGGGUGAUCUUGUGAGAAUGAUAUCAGAAUUGGUAAACAGAAAAAAGGGGAAAUUUGAUCAUAUUGUAAUAGAGACUACAGGAUUGGCAAAUCCAGCACCAAUUAUUCAGACAUUUUAUGCUGAAGAUCAGGUUUUCAAUGAUGUUAAGCUGGAUGGUGUUGUAACACUAGUUGAUGCUAAACACGCUGGUUUUCACCUUGAUGAAGUCAAACCUAAAGGCAUAGUUAAUGAGGCAGUCGAGCAGAUUGCUUAUGCUGACCGUAUUAUAGUGAACAAGACUGAUCUUGUUGGUGAGCGAGAUAUUGCCUCUUUGGUUCAGAGGAUAAGGAACAUUAACCGUAUGGCUCAACUUAAGCGAACGGAGUUUGGGAAAGUAGAUUUGGAUUAUGUUCUUGGAAUUGGAGGCUUUGACUUGGAAAGAAUUGAAACUGCUGUCGAUGCUGAAAGUUCUAAGGAAGAUCACACCAGCCAUGGCCAUGACCACGAUCACCACCAUCAUCAUGAACAUGAACAUGAACAUGACCAUGAACACGACCAUAAACACGAACAUCAUGAUCACCUUGCUCAUGAUCACACUCAUGACCCUGGUGUUUCUUCUGUCAGCAUAGUUUGUGAAGGACGCUUAGAUCUUGAGAAGGCUAACAUUUGGCUGGGUACAUUGUUAUUGGAACGAAGCGAGGAUAUAUACCGUAUGAAAGGUCUUCUGUCAGUUGAUGGAAUGAAUGAGCGAUUUGUCUUCCAGGGAGUACAUGACAUAUUCCAAGGUUCGCCGGAUAGACCAUGGCUCCCAGAUGAACCAAGAGUAAAUAAGAUCGUCUUCAUAGGAAAGAACUUAGACGCACAGGAGCUGGAGAAGGGCUUUAGGGCUUGUUUAUUGUGAUUCCACUACUUAAGACUCUAGUAAUUAACAACGAGUUAACUAUUUUAUCGUGUGUGGUGAAAACAAUAAAAACUAUAAAAAAUUUUCUGAUAUGCUUGUGGAAGCCUGAGUUUCAUGCAGAUUCAAUCAAUAGUCCACAUCUUCUUUCGCUUUC
Molecule: messenger RNA, 1801 nt
Organism: Coffea eugenioides
Lineage: Eukaryota; Viridiplantae; Streptophyta; Magnoliopsida; Gentianales; Rubiaceae
Product: P-loop guanosine triphosphatase YjiA
Exons: 10
Coding region: 268-1647 (459 amino acids)
Cellular component (GO): cytoplasm
Source: RefSeq, a predicted model, not a curated record